This is a messenger RNA of Porites evermanni, 916 nucleotides long. NCBI's taxonomy places the organism in Eukaryota, Metazoa, Cnidaria, Anthozoa, Scleractinia, Poritidae. The record is from the annotation of a GenBank genome assembly.
AUGUCGUCAGAUCUUCGGGCUGCGGUGGUUCUCCAGGGAUCUGAUGUUUUACAAUCCCUUCCAAGUUCUCUUCCGGAUGCUGUGUUGGCUAGCAGAGUUCCCAGUACUUACUCCAAGUUUUUUUCUUCUCACAAUAGUUGGAGGUUUUGGGCACGAGAACAUGGCUUGACAGUUUUUCCUGCUUCUCCGUUUUACGUUGCUAUUUAUUUGUGCGUCUCCCCUGGAGUCGGCAGUUCAUAGCAUUGCCUGGUUUCACCAGUUCGGUGGCGAGCCGUCUCCUUCUGAUCAUCCGUUGGUAAACAGUAUUCUUGCCGAUGCGCAGCGUUUGCUGGCCCAUCAAACAACCAAGAAGGAGCCUAUCACAGUCUCUCAGUUAUAGCAGUUAGUUGUCUGCAAGCCGGACUCGAUGGCCUCUUUGUACGACAUUCGUUCGGUUGUUAUUUGCUCGCUAGCUUUUGCUGCCUUUCUCAGAUUUGAGGAGCUUUCUAAGCUUGUUCGAUCCGAUGUUAAGAUCGAAAAUGACAUGUUAAAGUUAUUUAUUCAAUCUAGUAAAACUGAUCAGUAUAGGGACGGAGCUUGGAUUGUUGUAGCUUCUUCUGGGAAAGCAACUUGUCCGGUUGCUAUCAUGAACCGUUCUUUAGAAAGAACUGGGCUUUCCUGCGAUAGCCCUUUGUUUUGCCAGCUUUCCAAAACUAAAUAUAGUUAUAACUGUUAUAAGCCUAGAUCUAAAGGUUUAAGCUAUUCACGGUUAAGAGAAUUAGUACUGCAGGCUUUUAAAGAUGUUGUACCUGGUAUUUCUGCCAUUGGUACGCAUAGCCUUAGGAGUGGCGGGGCUACUGCUGCCGCAAAUGCCGGCGUACCACACCGACUUUUUAAGCGUCAUGGCCGCUGGGCUAGUGAAUCGGCUAAGGACGAG